Labrus bergylta (ballan wrasse) is the source of this 7482-nucleotide messenger RNA. The record is from RefSeq and is a predicted model, not a curated record. NCBI's taxonomy places the organism in Eukaryota, Metazoa, Chordata, Actinopteri, Labriformes, Labridae.
ACGCAGCUGGUGCCGGUGAGUGUGAAGCGCUGACAAGACGCUGGUGGAGAGGAGCCGACGGCGCACGAAGCUCAGUGAGGUGUGUCUGCUUCAGCGAGCAUAACACUGGAUUACCAUCUCAGUGAGGGCUCUCCACAAGAGGGCAGCAUAAGACCAAGCUCAACUCCCAUACCAUCGGGUCCUCAAUCAGUCUGUGCCGUCAAGAUCACUCCCUUGGCAACCAUGAAAGGCUCUCCUGACCUGAUUCCUGCUGCAGAUUUGGACCCCAGCAGAGUGUGUAAAGGGAAAGGAGUUGUGACUCUGAGGGCCACCCUUGUUCACAUUGAUGAUGAGGGCCUCAUCAGCAAAGAGCCAAAUGUCAUCACAACGACAAGCGGCUGGACACACCAGAUUAAUGGAGACAGCUCUAAAGCAGGAUUGGCUGAAGGAGGCAGCCACACCACAGCGGAUUUACCUCCUGUAAACAACAGUCAGUGCCAGUCCAAUUCAGCAGAAAGUGUAAAAGAAAACCAGUGUCCAUCCUUCAGUGACAUUCCCCAGACAACCAUAUCAACAUCCAGCUCUGUGUAUCCCUGCACCAGUUCAGUUAACCCCACCAUCGUUCUGCUGCAACACAACAGAGACCCAUCACCAGAAAGGGACAAAAGUCCUGAUCCUGGAAGAGACUCAGUCAGUCCAGUCCCUGAUAUGGACUGGAAGAGGCUGCGGCUGUCACUGCACUCUCCUGUCCUGAAUCCUCUAAACAAGCCCGUUGUUCCUGUACGGAACACUGAAAAGUCCAAAGACUGGUACAAGACAAUGUUCAAACAAAUACACAGGAUACCUGAGCCUAUUGAGGAAAACCCUUACCGUCCCACAUACAUUUUCCCUGAGAAAAAAGACAGUCAGAUGAGAUCAAAAGAUGAUGGUCCCAGCCCCUAUGGUUACUUAAAAGAUGUAAAAUCCGUCCCACGCUCAAAAAGUGACAUCGAAGUUGAUUCAAGAGGCCGGUCGAUGCCUGUGCCAACAAGAUCCUCUUCCCUUAAACCUUCUGCCAAAAGAAACGAGUGGGAGCCUCCAGAUAAAAAGGUAGACACCAGGAGGUAUCGCGCCGAGCCCAAGAGCAUCUUUGAGUAUGAGCCGGGGAAAUCGUCUGUGCUGAAGCUGGAGAGAACAAGUUCCCCCUCUUUCAGCCCCCUGGAAACAGCCUCCGACCUGCAGCAGUACUCCUCGAGCAAGUCUGGACGCAGCGAGGUGGAUGGAUCAUCUACAAGCGAUUCUGGGGCUCCAGAAUGUGACCGCCAUGUUUACAAGAGUGUCCUGGAGGGUGGCGACAUUCCCUUACAAGGUCUAAGGGCUUUAAACAAGCGUCCUGGCAGCUCCUCUUCAUCUAAAGUGGAUCAUAAAGGUGGGAAUGGCUACAUAAUUUCACCCUGCUCCUCUGUAAAUAGUAGGUCAGUUCUUGCCAGUAAUGCAAUAGGUAACCAGUGUAAAAGUAUGACACCUCUAUCUGCUGCCAAAGCCUGCAUACCCCAAAUUCUGCCCUCAAAGUUCAAGCCCAAGCUGCUGCCACCCAGUGGUGACAGUCAGGAAAGUAGGACUGCAUCUGUCAGGCACCCAAAGGCCCACAGCUGUGAGGAUCUGUACACUGGGCAAUAUAUCACAGACUGUGUUGGAUCGGAAGAAAGGGAUGGUGGACACCUUUUGGACUCUAUGUCCUGUGUUACUGGGUGUGCAAAUGUUUCCCACUCAAUUAGGAGAAGUGCAUCAGAGUUUUCCAGCCUUUAUAGAUCCAUGCAUUACAUCCAGCAGCCCAGCUCAACUGGCUGCAGCCCCCAGGGCAGUGUCCGCAGCCUUACCUCUCUUUUUGAGAAGGCAAAGGCAGAGAGGGGUGAAAGGUCAGAAGCAGAUGGCGGGGGUAACAUUCCGCGGGAUUCAGUGUCGUCACGGGUCAGUGAGUUUGAAAUGAUCAUCCAGCAGUCAAGCCCGGCACCCUGCCGCUCCUCCUCUCUGCCCACCCUGCACUCCAGCCACAACCACAACCCUGUCCACUUUUACAUGGUGUCUGCAGUGUCAGCGGAGUCUCUUUUGGCGGCAGACAACACCCAGACAGUCGCCUGCUCCCCAGUGGAGGCAGAGGGCUCUGUGGAGGAGGCUGCACCCUCCUCACUGGAUGUACACAAUUUAAGGACUGAGUCCCCAUUUAACACUGAGACUGAGGUUGAGCAGAUCUUCAGUAAAAGUUCUCUAGAGCAUAUUGGCCAAAAUAUUAGUGGAUCUACUAGUCCGUCAGCACUGCUUGCAGAAUCCCCUCAGCAACACAACUACAUCCACCACCACCACCACCACCUACUGGACCACCUGAAUCAUCAACUCCUGCUCAAACCCAGCAAAUGCAAAGGCCCUUGCCCAGCCUCCUACACCCGCUUCACCACCAUCCUCAGGCAUGAGAGGCAGCAAGCCAUGACACAACAAGAGAGGCCUCGACCUUUGGAGAAGAGGACAACGCUGCCUGGUAACCUCUUCCUCAUGGGCCCUGCUCCCUUUAAGUUACGCAAGAACUUGCAGUCCCACCAAACUCGGAAGACUCUUGCCACCAAAGUGCCAAUGGGUGUCCAGAGGCCUUCUACUUUGUCUCCUGAGCUCAGACCUUUGAUCCCUCAGCGCCUGUCCUCCCUGGAGGUCCUGGACAGGCUGAAUAGCACAGAGGGAAGCAACACUGACCAACUGAGUAACGGGCACGGCUUGGACACCAACGGGAACCUACUGCAGCUGCUGGCAUCUCACCGCAGAGACUUGUCACCAACUCCAGGGGAAAGCCAAGAUGAAGUAUUGCGAAGGCGACAUGGGGACAAGGAGAAAAUCUUGGAGGAGCAGCGGAGACUGAAGCGGGAACAGGAAGAGGCUGACACAGCAUCGAGGCGACAUACAGGCAUUGUCCCAACACACCACCAGUUCAUCACCAACGAGCGCUUUGGAGACCUGCUCAACAUCACAGAUAACACAGAGAAGAGGAAAUCAGGCAUAGAGAGAACUCCAGCCAUGGCUCGCUUUGACUUCAGAGCUGAAAGUUUAAAGGAAUUACCAUUUCAAAAGGGAGACAUUGUAUACAUCAUUCGACAGGUGGAUCAAAACUGGUAUGAAGGAGAACAUCAUGGACGAGUUGGAAUUUUCCCUCAAAACUAUGUUGAGCUGCUUCCUCCCACAGAGAAAGCCCAACCAAAGAAAAUUGUUCCAGUUCAGGUGCUGGAAUAUGGAGAGGCUGCCGCCCGCUUCAACUUUACAGGGGACACAGUGGUGGAAAUGUCCUUCAGAAAGGGAGAAAGGAUAACACUGAUUCGCAGAGUUGAUGAAAACUGGUAUGAAGGCAAAAUAUCCGGCACCAACCGCCAAGGCAUCUUCCCGGUCACUUACGUAGAAGUACACAGAAGACCCCGUGUCAAAAAUGGGUUGGAGUAUCCUGACCCUCCUGUUAGCCAAUCACCACAGCGUAGCACCAAUGCUUCUCCUCAGCUGUAUCGUAAUCAUCUUACCACCUCCCCUCUGCCCCUCCCUCGCUCCCCUCGUCGCUCCGUGUCCCCUGAGGUCCAUGCUGUGUCCUCAGAGUGGAUCUCCCUGACUGUGGGAGGAGGGAGCCCUCCAGCUGCUCCCACCCCUCCCCUGCCACCGCUGCCCAGUGUUUCCUACCGAUGUGGCGAGUACCUGCCCCCACCCUUUUCUGCCAGCCCUGUUCCUCCAAUCACUGGCAGUCCUUACUGCAUCUCCCCCAUGGCUUCCCCAGCUGCCUCCCCUCUUCCUCCACCUUACCCACCAAGACCCAGCUCAACCACUCCUUUUGUUACAUUCACCCCACCUCAGGGGGAGGACUUCAUGCUCUUCCCUGCCUCCCCCCAUCUGUCACGCAGCAUGAGUCCCUGUGGAGGGCCUGUGUUGGAGGGCUGGCUGAGGGGGGAGAAGGAGUUGACUGAGGGGGAAGGUGCAGAGGGGGACAUUGGUCGCUCAACCCCAGGCAGCAGGCGACAUAGCCCUGCAGAGUUUGUGAGAAUGGAGGCUGACCAUCGUGGACAGUGCUCCAGAAGCCCUGUGAUGCUGUAUGACAUCCAAGAUAACAACAAUGCUAACUCAUUUGCGGAGGCAGUGUGUAAUGAGAUCUUGAAUAUAGCUGAGACCUCAGUGAGGUACUGCAGCACCCUGCCCCACCACCCUCAUGACUCUGUUCACGGACUGCACCCCCAUCCCAGUAAACAAUCUCUCAUCAUUUCCCAGCAACCCCAUUCCCACAAUAGCAGCCCAGAGCCGAGCCGUCUGAAUUGUGGAAUUUUCCAGGCUCUGUACAGCUACGUGCCGCAGAAUGAGGAUGAGUUAGAGCUGCAGGAGGGUGAUCUCGUCAGCGUCAUGGAGAAGUGUGAUGACGGCUGGUUCGUUGGUACAUCAAAGAGGACAAAGCAGUUUGGGACUUUCCCUGGGAAUUACGUGAAGGAGGUGAAACUGUAGGGAUAUCUCAUCUGACUGUAACACAUGGAUGCCUGUCAAGCUUGGGAAAUCAAUACUAUCACGCAUGACUAUUGGUUAGUAUUGUAUUUUAGCAAGGCAAAUCCUAUUUGUCUCGGAAAGUGAUUGGUUUGGCCAGAGAUAUGUCAAACUGCUGUAGGCGGGGAUAAAGACAGUUUAAUGCUGAGACCUUGGUAUUGUGUACGCAUUUUCAACAGAUAUAUUUCAUCUUGUCAGAUGGAAUUCUUUCAUAAAAACAUACCCCAAUCAAGAUUUUAGUGAUAGUAAAUAGUUUAAUAUAAAUUGUUAUCUAUUCUAUCCAUUACAUUUUUGGCACAGAAGUAUUUACUUAGCAACUCAGUGUGGAGGCUGGCAGGCUACAGCAGAGCAGUACAUGGAGAAAAGAGUGGAUCUUGUUACCUGAAGUGGACAUGGGGGGAUUCAGAAGGAUUUUUUAUUGGAUUUUGGUUUGUACCUGUUUGUCAUAAGCUACCUUUCAGGACCCACAGGUGUUUAUCAGAGUUAGAUUUUCAGUCUCUUAGAUGUUGCUUCCUAAAUAAAUCCUUUAGUGUUUGACCAGACAUACCAUUCAUGUAUGAUGAAAUGUGGUGAGACAUUCGUGGACUCUCCAUCAGAAAAUGUCUGCAGUAUAGAUUUGAGAAAUAUGUGUUAAAAUACUUAAAGCCUUUUGUAUGACGCUUAUUUACAAAGUGGUCUGACAAACCUGUUUUACAUUUUCUGACUCAUAUUUUAUCUUAAAGACAGUAUUACAAAUGUUCACAACCUAGCCUCACAACCCCAAAAGCUUUGGAUAAAGGUUCAGAAUUCCCUUCAACAACCUUUGUCAAGUGCAUCACAAAACACACAAAAAACUAAAGAGUGCAGUGGCUACCAGAAUAAACACAAAUACAGGACACACAUUUAUAAAAGUGAAGAGAAACUCUAUGCCUAUACUAUGUUCUAGAAACCAUGUAAAAGUAUUCUGACAAUAAAGUGGCCUUUUUUUAUUAAUGGCUGGUACCUGUAAGCUAACUGGUUUAAGCCUGGCUCCACAGGACAGGCGUGGUGAGACUUGACUUCCUGUUUGAUCAUUUAAUGGUAUCUCAACUAACAUGAUAAUAAUAGAUUCAUCAGUGAUGAUACAAAAAGCUUUUUUAAUCAUUUUUGGAGAGCAUAAUGAGAUUAAAACCACACUAUUCAUGACAACAUUUUAUGUUAUAUUGUAGGCAUGUGAAUAGAAAACUUUAAGAGGCCUUCCGAAUAUGGCAACAUAUUUAAUGUAAAGUGAAUCCAAAUUGGGUAACAUAGUGAACAUAUUGAUUUUAAUAAUAAGGUAAGCAUGUAUACAGCACACAUUAAAAAUUAUAAAAUCAAUAAAAGAUCAAAUCAAAUCAGAGCCUUUAACAGCUUCCUUAUGUCAAGUCAAUUUAAAAACUUCCAUCAAAGCAUUAGAGCUAUCUUCCUACAAGACAGAAGCUCCCACUUUGCACAGACCUGUUAGUUGAUAGUAACCUAACCCCUAACCCUCUGCAUACAGAAAGAUGAUAGCUAAUGUUUUCUUUUUUUUCUUUCAUUGAAUUAUUUUUCAUUGGCUUCAUCAUCUGUUGCACUGUUCUCAUACAUAAUAGCUAGGUGUCAAUUAAGACCUGCAAAUAGUUCAAGUCACCUGUUAUGACCUGAUUGAGGUUCUGAUGCUUCAGAAGUCCUUUUAUUCAAUCCAAACAUUUCUAAUCAAAUGGUUCCAGAUGGGUCUACCUUUUAGUGUAAUGCUCUCUCAUUGCCAGAGUACACAAAAUUAGAAACACAAUGUGAAGGAUUGAAAGAUAAAACAGGAAACUAGGAAAAGUGUAUGUUUACUAAAGUUUUUUUUCUGAAAUUGCUAGCUAAAGUUGUGCAGUGAUGAUGAACAUUGUUAUUAACUGAACUCGGUUCGAAAAUGAAUGUGGCUACCACAUAAGUAAUAUAUGAAGUUUCAUGAUUGAUAAAGUAUAUUACUUUAACAAUAUUGAGGCGCUUAUUGAGUAGUGUGAUGCUUUUUUUGUUAGCUUUUGAGUCAAAAUUGUUGUUUCCCCAUGUGGAAAUCACCACUGACAGUCUUUCCAAUACAGCAUGGGAAUGUUUUCUCACGAUAAAAAAUUACGAUAAUACACUUAUAGGUUUGCCUUUAUAACGUGGUGUUAUAGUCAGGUGUUUUGUCACACUAAAAAAGAAUGUUUCCUCAUCUACCAGUGGCUAGACAUUUUUGUUUCUUUGUACGUCCAGCACCUCAUGGUUGAGAGACAAGGUGUUUAUUGCCUGACAGAAAUGGUUAACUUAAUAUCCAACACACUAUAUGAUGACAAAUAAACACAUCACAAAUCACCAAUUCAGCCAUAAAACAUUUAACUUCAGUAUGUGGUCCAUAAAACAUCACAGGAUGUAUGAAUGUAUUAAUAUGUGAUUAGCGCACAAACAAUAUGAAAUAAAUGGCAUAUUUUUCACUUUGGGUGAAUACAUAGACCAUUGUGCAGCUUGGCACAAGAAGGAUUGUAAAUAUGUAAAAUAAAAAAUAGACUAUGGAAGAUGGGAGGAACAGCACAGAGUGCAGCAUAUGAGCACAGAAAGUUUGACACACAUGAACAUUACGCUGCCAUUUGUGAGCAUCAAAAUGCCUUAUGUUAGAUGAAAAAUUGUGCCUCAUUUUUCCUUUUUUUCUCCCCCUUUUUUGGGGGGGGGAGGGGGGGUCACUGAAAUGUGUUUAUUACAUAUUUAAUGUAACCAUGGUUUACCAUUGGUUCUUGUCUUUGUAAUGGGAGAACAAUUUCCUUGCAAGUACUUAUAAGUGUGACACAAUGCUUUAACACAAAGAUUAAUAAAUAACGAAAAGAAUGGUCAAGUUUCAUGAGACACACAACUGCAACAGUUUUGGUUUGUUGACUUCAAUUUGCAGUGCUGUUACAUUGAAAAUACCUAAAGUUACUAUACUGCUGUAACUUCAGUAUUAUGCAAUAUUUAAUAAAUCAUUGAAAACAU